AUGGCGACAGCUAAGGACGGUUGUGGCUUAGCGGUGGCCGCCGGGAAGGGGCAGCGGCCUCACCUGGGGAUUCCUGAGGCGGCGUUUGUGGAAGAUGUAGAUUCCUUAAUGAAGCAGCCUGGAAACGAGACUGCCGAUACAGUACUAAAGAAGCUGGAUGAACAGUACCAAAAGUAUAAAUUUAUGGACCUCAACCUUGCUCAAAAGAAAAGAAGGCUAAAGAGUCAGAUUCCUGGUAUUAAGCAGACUUUGGAAAUCUUGAAAUACAUGCAGAAGAAAAAAGAGUCGGCCAAUUCGCUGGAGGCCAGAUUCUUACUGGCAGAUAACCUGUACUGCAAAGCUUGGAUCCUUCCUACUGAUAAAGUGUGCCUGUGGUUGGGGGCCAAUGUGAUGCUUGAAUAUGAUAUUGAUGAAGCUGAGGCACUGCUGGAAAACAAUUUAUCGACUGCUACAAAGAAUCUUGAUGCUCUCGAGGAAGACCUUGACUUUCUUCGCGAUCAGUUUACUACCACUGAAGUCAAUAUGGCCAGGGUUUACAAUUGGGAUAUACAAAGAAGAAACAAAGCUGAUUCUACCAAGAGCAAAGCAUAA
Messenger RNA from Lepus europaeus (European hare), 591 nucleotides. Its product is annotated as prefoldin subunit 3. Gene Ontology annotation, biological process: microtubule-based process; protein folding; tubulin complex assembly. Gene Ontology annotation, cellular component: prefoldin complex; cytoplasm. Bases 1 to 591 code for a protein of 196 amino acids. The record is from RefSeq and is a predicted model, not a curated record. Gene Ontology annotation, molecular function: tubulin binding. The transcript has a single exon. Lineage: Eukaryota; Metazoa; Chordata; Mammalia; Lagomorpha; Leporidae.